Messenger RNA from Juglans microcarpa x Juglans regia, 1457 nucleotides. Its product is annotated as probable beta-1,3-galactosyltransferase 14. Lineage: Eukaryota; Viridiplantae; Streptophyta; Magnoliopsida; Fagales; Juglandaceae. Bases 254 to 1306 code for a protein of 350 amino acids. Gene Ontology annotation, cellular component: Golgi membrane. Gene Ontology annotation, molecular function: hexosyltransferase activity. The record is from RefSeq and is a predicted model, not a curated record. The transcript is spliced from 7 exons.
GACCCAAUCCGAAAACAAUACGGGCGAGGAAGAUCCGGGUCCAUACCCAUUAUAGUGUAACUGUCACUAACUGAAGUACGACACCGAGCCCUCUUCUCCGAUCGUACAGACGCUGUCACUCGCUGAUGACCGAUGGGUUUUUGAAUUGCUUUGCCAUGAAACUAGAUCUCCAUAUCAAUAUUUCCGUACGAACUCCAGAACCCUAGGCCUCUCAUAGUCUAGGGUUGUUGCUCAUUUUUAUUGUUUUACCAGCAUGCCUUCUUCGCCUAAAUUCCUCCACGCUCAGCAUCGCCAAUCGCCUUCGCCGCGCAGAUCUACGGUCCUUAUCCUCGCCUCCUGCCUACUGAUCGGAAUCUCUGGGUUCGUAUUUGGUUUCGCCGCUAUCCUCAGCUCGAGUCGCGUUUCGUACAAAUGCUCAAACGCCGAGCCGAGAUCUGUCCGAGUGGUUUGGGAGCGAGUCGGAGGCGAUGGGAAUGGGAACGGCUUUGGAGGGGCCUCCAGUGGUGGGGAUCCGAAGAGACAUAGGGUUAUGGGGUUCGUGGGCAUUCAGACAGGGUUCGGAUCCGUGGGCCGGAGGCGGUCCUUACGUCAGACUUGGAUGCCGUCCGAUCACCAAGGGCUUCAACGCUUGGAAGAAGCAACUGGUUUGGCUUUCAGGUUUGUCAUUGGUAGAACCAAUGAUAAAUCGAAAAUGCUAGAACUCAAGAAGGAGGUAGCAGAAUAUGAUGAUUUCUUGCAAUUGGAUAUUGAAGAGGAGUAUAGUAAGCUCCCAUACAAAACGUUAGCUUUCUUUAAAGCUGCAUAUGCACUUUUUGAUUCUGAAUUUUAUGUUAAAGCGGAUGAUGACAUAUAUUUGAGGCCAGAUCGCCUCUCACUGCUCUUGGCAAAAGAGCGCACUCAUUCUCAGACUUACAUCGGGUGCAUGAAAAAGGGCCCUGUUUUCACUGACCCUAAACUAAAAUGGUACGAGCCACUAUCCCAUUUGCUUGGAAAGGAGUACUUUCUUCAUGCUUAUGGCCCAAUAUAUGCUCUUUCUGCUGAUGUUGUUGCAAGUUUGGUUGCUCUUAGAAACAAUAGUUUUAGGAUGUUCAGCAAUGAGGAUGUUACAAUUGGUGCAUGGAUGCUUGCAAUGAAUGUCAAUCAUGAGAACAAUCAAGCACUGUGUGAACCAGAGUGUACGGAAAAGUCUAUUGCUGUCUGGGAUAUUCCCAAGUGUUCAGGGCUCUGUAAUCCGGAAAAGAAACUACUAGAACUUCAUCAAAAGGAGAGCUGCUCAAAUAGCCCAACUAUGGCAUCCGAUGAGUAGCAUUCGUGCUUGAAUUUAUUUUUUUUCCCACUAAAAGCCAAUCAAUUGAGAUGGUACAUUGAAGAAUUGCUCUCCUAUAAGUUCCUGCCACCACUAGAUGUUAUUCUUUCCACCUUUUUGUAUUUUUUUUUUUUUGUUUUUGUUUUUUUAA